Molecule: messenger RNA, 3514 nt
Organism: Mercenaria mercenaria
Lineage: Eukaryota; Metazoa; Mollusca; Bivalvia; Venerida; Veneridae
Exons: 8
Coding region: 175-2010 (611 amino acids)
Biological process (GO): response to hormone; intracellular iron ion homeostasis
Molecular function (GO): transcription coactivator activity
Source: RefSeq, a predicted model, not a curated record
AGAAAGAAAAAAAAGUAUAAACUUAAUGUACUAUUAGGCAGUUCCUUGGUUGAACUAAUAGUGAAACUUUGGAGUAACUGGAAGUGGCCUUACAUACCUACAACCACCUCUCCUCUAACAUUGAAGGACCAGGCAUCAACUGAACUGCCAAAUCAAAGAAAUCAAUGCAGAAACAUGAGUUUUAUGCCAACAACAAGUGAAGAUCUAAAGCUGAACACAAUGACAGAGAACAUUGCUACAUUGCAGAAAGCCCUUCAACGUAUCACUGAUGCUAAAAGACAGUUGGGCAGGAAUACCACAGAGGCCAAGUCUAGAAUACAGUGUAACAUCAGUCGUCAGCUAGAGAGCCUACGUAACAGGGAGGUGUGGCUGUUGAACCAGUUGGAUGUAGUGUCUAGUGCAAAAGAGGAGGUUCUACAACAGCAGUCAGCUCGCCUCAACCAGACUCUUGGAGUGCUACAGAGUGCAGUCCAGUUUCCAAACAACAGCAGUGAUAACAUUGUCAGGCUGGAUCUAGGAGAUGUUCAUCCUGAGGAGACCCCCUAUGUAUGUUUCAAGUCAGACCCCAGCAGUCUCAGAGAUGCCAUCAUGAAUUAUGGUCGUAUUGACCCAAACAGUGCUCCACCCCUCACUUCCCCAUUCAUGGCUGCAGGCCAGUCAGCGCCCAGUCUGCCAAAACAGUUUGAGGACUACAAUGAUGCGGAGCACCAUGUUCUGUACAAGACUGUGGAGGAAAUCAACAGAACAAAGACCAGCGAGCCGUGUGUGCAAGUCAAUAUACCAAAGUUGUCUGGCAGGAUUGAAGACUGGCUACUGUACCCAUCUGGUAGUACUUCAGUGAACUCUGACCCAAGGUUUACCUUUCCACAACUUUCAAACAACCUUUCUGAUUGGCUGAGGGCUCCUAUCUCUAUGACAACAUCGUCAAAGCCAGCACCUGUGGUGACUUCAUUGAAACAGAAGACGUUGACACCAGUUGAAGGUAUAUCAACUGAUGCAAGUAUCAAAACAUGGCUGCACAAGAUAAAGCAGAGUCCACACGAGGAGGAGGAAGAUGAUUACGACUUUGUGGAGGAAAUGUCAGAUACGAGAACACAGUGUAGCUUGGAUACCUUGGAGCAAUUCUCAGAGGACCAUGAGAAAUGGCUCCACAGAGCUGAUGACUUUGACAUUGACACUGACCCACAGGUUCAUAUACAGGUAAUGUCUCAGCCAAUGGAUAAAUGGUUGCUGAAGUCGAGUCACAUGGAGUACAGAUGUGAGGAGCCAGCUGUGAUUGACAUGAGUCGCUACUUGAAGAAAGUCACAGAUGAAUUAGAUCAAUGGCUCUUCCACCGUGCAGCAGGCAAACAAGGCAGUGACAGUGGUGUUGAAAUGGAAAGCCCCAUCAGUGAACGCCUGCGACCCAUUGUACCAUCAUCCCUGGAUCUGACCUGGUCAGUUGGCAGUCAUUUGUCAAGAGCAGACAACCCUUGGAUUCACAGGUCAAGGACAAGUACAAGGUCCAGCAGUUCAUUCUCACCAGUUUCAAGCAGAAGUUCAAGCUUCUCCAGCGUAUCCUCCAAGCUCUGUAAUUACAACAAAUGGUUGUUAAAGGGAGACAACUCUGAGGAUUCCUGUCCCUCAUUGGGUAUUUUCUGUCCAAUCAUGGACAAAUUUGAAAAGGAUAUGGCUGAUGUAUCCUGGAUUAAAUCUGAUAAAAAGAACUCGACACAAAAAAGUGAUAAUCCACUUUCACGUUAUGAUGCAGAAAAUUUUGAUCCUGCAGUGUGGCUGAAGCCCCAGGUAACUACAAGCAGCACAUUCUCUGAUGUAGAUUCUCCCCUAAAGAAAGUGAUUGAGUUCCAGAAAUCCUCCAAUAGUUCAUUUUGGAUUUUAGAUUGCCAGCAGAAAGCUGAGUCACAUCCACCAUGUUUUGAGAAGAUGCUAGAUAAGGGAGGCAAUCAGUGGUUGUUUCAGCCAUUCAAACCUAUUGUUGAAGGUGAUUUGGUAGAAGAAGAGUUAUGCUAACAGAUAACUGAUGUUACGUUACUUUUAUGCUUUCUUUAUUCUUAACUACUUAUAUAAUACUUUCAGUAAAUGAAUUUGAACAUUUAAACGUUGUAUAUAAACUAAAUUGUAGGUUGAGGAACCUCAUCAAUGCAUUUGUUAUUCAGAGUACAUAUAUACAGGAUUGUUCUAAUCUGAAAGUGAUUUAAUUGUUCAUUCACAACAAAUCAUAAGAGAUAUAAUUAUCAAUAGCUGUAGUACAGUAGUAUGUUUGUUGUGUAAUACACUUGUACAGACAGUUGAUUUCCGUUUUAAAUCUAGAACACUUGAUAACAUUAAUGUCAAAAAUAAACCUCUAAACAUGUGAUACAAUAGUGCUUUCUUUUCAGUAUGCUUUGUCGUGAAUAUAUUUUACGUUUACUAGCGUUUGAAUUAUCUCUAGUUGUUGUUUUUACAGCAGUGUGGUUGGAUGAUAUUUGUAAAUAGUUUUGUAUUCCAAUUUUCAUACACUGAGGGCAAGGGAGUGAUGGUUGUUUCUCUACUUUUGGAAUUUUUGAAGAUUUUUUGAAAAAGAAAAUCUCAUGUUGAAAUUUUACAAAAUGGCAAACCUACUUGGCUAUUAGUUGGUUAUUAUUUAUGGUUCUUUUAUGAAAUUUUGUUGAACAUGGUUCCUUAUAUAAAUUGAUUGACAGGUCAUGGUUUGUGCUAAAAUGACUGGUCUAAAGUUAACACGUAUGACAUUCUGUGAUGUAAUGUAAUAAAACUCUUAUUGAAUGCUUGCAGCUAGAUAGUUAAAACUAUAUGCUGUCUGUUAAGCCAUUCAGUAAGUAUAUAAUAUUGUAUUAUUUUAGUUACUUUUAAACAAUGCUCCUUGAGAAAUUAUAUAUUGGGAUUCUAUACAGCAUUGGAAAUAACCUCGGAAAAUAUAUUGAGAAACUACGCAUUGUCUCUGGUUUCCCAAUGAGUCAGCAGAAUCCCACCAAUCAAUAGUAUGUAAACUAGACAAUAGUUAAUUGUUUUUACAAGAUGUGAUGCUCAGAACAGCACAGAAAAAAAGUGAUUUUAAGUAUCUUGACCAAGUCUUGCUAUAAUCUCAUUGGGUGAACAGAAAAGGGAAAAAAAAUACAUUAUAGUAAGCUAAAAAAAUUCUUAUUUGAAAGGUCUCAAACUUGUUUACUAAUGUUUAGUCAAAAUCACUGUAGACAGUUUGACCAUACGGAUACAUUGUUUAAUAUCUCUCCCAGACUGUUGUAAAUAGUAUGUAUCAUUUGUUAUAUGAUUUUAAAGUGUUCAGUUUUAUUUUUAUCAAAUAUUAUUCGUUUAUUUCUGUUUCUUACUUUACAUUUCAGUUGAUUAUGUAUACAUUAAAUAUUCUUGUUUGAAAAUUCAUUAUAUCAGAAUAUUACAUAGCCAGUUAUAACUGCAUUGAUUUAUGUAGGCAUUGUAAUGGUUUCCUUAUAUACCUGAAUAUCUCCCUGCACUGUUCUGUUUUUAAUCAGUGGAAUAAAACAAUAUUUUAAAUAUG